GAGGGCAGGUGAUGUGAUCCGAUACGGGCGGCCGGAUGCAGCUACGGGCGGACGGGCACUUAAAAGCGGCUGUCAACCUCGUCCCUUCUCGCUACCGUUUGUGUAUCGUCGUGGGAGCGGAGGUGCAGAAGCCCCGAGGCUGAGCAAAGCGCAAGAAACGAGGGGCUUGAAUACUCCACCCAUGACAUCAUCGACUUUCUCAAGUUCAUUUUGUCCCCAGCUCGCGCUUUCAUCUGUUGCAUUUGAUCUGUGAAGCAGUGGGUGCAGUUCAGAGUUGAAGGAAGAGGCCUGCCAUUGCAGACUCUAUCACCGCAGUGUAUUUCCAGUCAGCCAUGAUGUCGGUACAAACUCCUCCUCUCUCCCGCUCUGGCUCCUCCCCCUCUAAUGUGGGUAUGGCCAAUCGCAGCGGCCCCUCCUCAGCUCCUCCCAACUCCCUCAGCCUUCGCUCCUCAUACAACCAGUUGCUUGGGCGAGACGUCAUCAAGGAGUCCAUGGAAACAGGAAGUUCGGCCACCUUGCCAAAGACCCGUCAGAGGCACACGAUGACCAGUGGACGGAGCGCCAUGGGGAUAAGUGACAACUUGUCAUCUAAAAACCAACCUGUAACCAGAGGGAGGGGGCUCCCCACCAAGUCCUCCUCCAGUUCUGCACUCUACUCCUCAUCAUCAUCCUCCUCGCUGUUUAAUACAACCAACCCAAAACUGGCCAAGAAUGGGGCCAACAUGCAGAGAAGAGCUGAGAGUCAGCAGCAGGAGCUGAGCAGGGCCAAUACAGAGGGCAAAAUUCACAACGAUCUCAUCAAUAACCCCAGCUCUGACUGGCUGGAGUUGGGAAAAGACAAUUCACAGCUGCCCCCAUUCCGUAGAAGGACCAAGAGCUUCUUGGACUAUCAUGGGAAGGGCUGGGAUCUGGACCAUAGUUGGGGAAACAAAGAGGACAACGAGGAGAAGAAGCAGCAGCUUUCCCCAGAAAACAAGCAGCAGCCUUCCCCAGAGAAGGAGCAGGCCAGCACUGCCAAGGAGAGAGAGAGCCAGAAGGAAGAGAAGCCCAUCAACAAGCAGACCUGCCAGGAAGAGGUGGUGCCAGUGGUAGAAGAAGAGGAGGAGGAGGAGGAGGAGGAGGAGGAGGAGGAGGAGGAGGAGGAGGAGGAUGAACCCUCACCUACACCAAGACAGCCCCUGCUACCGGUGCUUUUGGAAGCUCCUCUCUCCCCCACGUCCUCCUCUUCCAGCAACAGCCCAGAGUGGGUCCCAGACAACCAAAACCUCCUCCAGAAACAUGCUCCGGCCCAGGUCAGAGAGGAGCUCUGUGCCCAGGUGCAGGUUGGUCCACGUAGUCCUGCAAAGCCUCCUCGGAGCUCCCAGCCUCGGGUCAUCAAGGUUGAGCUGCACCCCAACAAUGAGAACCAGUUCCUGCAGCAGUACCCACCUUCUUCCCCUAAGCUGGCCCGUGCUGUAGAGAGGAGCACUCCUACCAGUACCCGGGUGCCCCCUGCCCUGACAGAUCCUGAAGCAGAGACUGGGCUCCCUAAAGUGGGCUUAAGAAUGGAUCUGACUCCUGAAAGUCCUUCAGAGGAUGAAGACUCGAGCUGGACCACCCUGUCCCAGGAGACACCCUCUCCUCAGACUCCACGGGAGACAGCAGAUGUAUGGAGCGAUGGGGACCUGCCUCCAGGCUGGCGGGAGAUCUCAGACUCAUCAGAGAUCUAUUUCUGGCACAUCCCCACCGGCACCACACAGUACCACCGACCUGUUGCCUCCAGCGAUGAGCAGACCCCUCCAAGCAAUGAGCCAGAUACUGAGCACGGCCCUAUACAGGAAGAGCACGACUCUUUAAAGCCCUCCAACGAGCGCCCCAGCAGUCUGAUAUCUGACAGCUCAGUGGAGCCGGUGCCCUCCCCCUCUGGCUCCUCCCCCUCCUCCUGCUCCUCCACACCCUACGAUGAUGUCAUUUCAUCUGGACCAAAUCUCAACAUCACCUCCUGCGCAGCCAGCGAGCUGAAGGACUAUCCAGUCUAUCCAGAUCCCAGUCUGAAGGCGUUUGAAGGGGCUACCCUCCGCUACGCUUCCCUUAAUCUCAAUGCCCCAGUCCAGCUAGAGACAGUGGACCUCAAUAACACCUUCUCCGGUCCCGAGGCAAUGUCAUUUCCAGUACGCUCUCUGGGCUGGAUGGAGAUGGCAGAACAGGACCUGUGUGAGGGCAGGAGCAGCGUGGCCGUCCACCACUGUAUCAGACAGCUGUCCUACUGCAGGAGAGACAUACGAGACUUUGCCGGCGUCUGGGGAGAGGGUAAAGGGAUGCUGCUGGUGCUUCAGGACCGCAUGUUGACGCUCGUUGACCCGGAUGAUCACAGCUUGCUCCACUCUCAGCCAAUCAGUAGCAUCCGUGUCUGGGGCGUCGGCCGCGACCACGACAGGGACUUUGCCUAUGUGGCGAGAGACAAAAACACGCGGGUGCUGAAAUGCCACGUGUUCAGAUGUGAUACUCCUGCCGCAGCCAUCGCCACUAGUCUCCACGAAAUCUGCUCCAAGAUUAUGGCUGAAAGGAAAAGUGCCAAGGCUGCAGCUGGCAGCUCCUCCCAGACUGGCUCCGAUGUACCCUUACAAGAGUUUCCCUUGCCAAAGACUGAGUUGGUGCAGAAGUUUCAUGUGCUGUACAUGGGAAUGACGACUGUGUCUCGCCCCAUAGGGAUGGACGUCAUAAAUGGAGCCUUAGAAAGCCUCCUGUCCUCCACAGGCAAAGAGGACUGGACUCCAGUCAUAUUGAGUAUUGCUGACACGACUCUGGCUGUCAUCAAAGAAAAGGAAGAGGAAGAGGAGGUGUUGAUUGAGUGUCGAGUCCGUUUCCUGUCCUUCAUGGGCGUGGGACGAGAUGUGCACUCAUUUGCCUUCGUUAUGGACACUGGGAACCAGCAUUUCCAGUGCCAUGCUUUCUGGUGCGACCCCAAUGCAGGAAAUGUGUCUGAGGCUGUGCAGGCAGCCUGCGUACUGCGGUAUCAGAAGUGUCUGGUGGCACGGCCGCCCUCCCAACGCGCCGGCUCCUCAACCUCGCCCUCUGCGGACUCAGUGACCCGCCGGGUGACCACCAGUGUGAAGCGGGGCGUUCUGUCUCUCAUAGACACUCUGAAACCCAAGAAACAGCCGUCAGAACUCCCCCAGCAAUGACCGUCACCGUGACAACUGCACACCUGGACGCCACUCACACACUGUCGCCACGACAACACCUAAUCAGUACCAGCCAUGGUAACCAACAAUGUACAUAUAUGUUAACACACACCACCGCAGAUGAAGGGGAAGAACAAUCCUUCUGUCCGCCUGAUAAUAUUAAAAAAAUGAGAAGGAAACUGCUGUUUCGCGAGGAAAGAAAAGUUGAUUUCAGUGAUCGACCUUUGAACCCUGCUGUGUCUAAGUGUAAACCACCUGCUGGCUUCAUAUGUUCUCACUGUAUGUGGAUUUCUUGAUGGAAAACUAAUUUAAACUCUCUACGGACAUCUACAGGAUUAGAAAAAAGGAAAAGAUCACAUUUCUAUUAAUGAAAGGUUUAUGGAACCACUCAUUGGUGCACUCCAUUUUCUUUCAUGCUACUUCCCUUAAUGUAAAAACAUACAUCAAUACAGUAAGACCAACUGGACGCCUGAGGCAUCAGCCUACAGGAGCCUUCCAGGACUGAAAAGAUGUCGACAUGAUGUCAAGGGAUUUUAAAAGAAGAAAAGAAACCAAGAGCAGACAACACGCUCCAUUCCACCAAACGGCAUUAAAAUAUUUUGUCCCUUCGAUAUACGUCAGACUUAAAACACACAUCCCCUCGAGGAUGAUUGAAAUGAUUGUAAUAAUGAAGUGUAUGUAAAUUAUUGUAUGUAGGAAGAGAAGAUUUAGGGCACAAAACUUGUAGAUAUGAGGGACAGAUGAGAUGUUGGAGAAAAUGAGACAGAUGUGGGUUUUGAUUUUGCAUGUUUUCUUGAUGGGAUGUUUUAUGUUAAUGAGUUUAAAAAGCUCUCGCGACACACACACACACACACACACACACGAUGCUCUUAGCAAGACAUCUUCACUUUACCAUAACUGGAUUCACACUAAAUUUGGCAUUUUCUGACCCAUACCUGAAUAAAAGGUUACUCUCAGCUCAAUUUACAGAAUCACAAUUAAAGAUUGUAAGUCAACACAUUUGAAUUUCCAUAACUGAUGAAUAAAGGGAUCAGCAAACCAAAUGUAAUCAUUUUUUAUGUAUUUUGAAGCUUUUAAUUAGUUAAGAUUGUAAUUUGCAUCAAUUGUAAAGAAAGUAAUUUUUUAGGGUUCAAGAAUGUUACAUUGGUUAUGUUCAAACUUAGCAUUUCCUCAGGAAUCUUUAUGCAUACACCUAAGACUUAUGUGGUAGCAGGAAUAUCCAGAUCCAGGCUUUGACCUUGGCAGAUGUGAAGCGCUCGGGUAUAUGAACAGUGUUUCCUCGGCUCAGACAGCAUUGAAAAUAUCAAAUCGUUGCCAAGGGUAAUCUGUGUAAGGGUUAACUUUAUUUUUCUCUUCCUCUGUAAAUCCAGCCAGUCUGCUCCCACCCACAAAGAAAAAAACACAUUCAGCAGUAGGGGAAAAAAAGUGCUGUCACACUGCUAUCGAAACCUUUACACUGCUUCUAUAGCUCGUGGCUACAACCUGCACUCCAAGUGAACUCUGAAUGCAGUUCGAUCUGAAUGGAAAAGACACACACACAUGAAGAGAAAGAGAAAGAUGCUCUAAAUCAUUUCAGUUCUGUUCUUCACUCAUCUCGACACCAUGUAAAUGUAAUCUGUUGUGACAAUAAAUGCAUUACCAAAAA
Messenger RNA from Eleginops maclovinus (Patagonian blennie), 4809 nucleotides. RefSeq names its product amyloid beta precursor protein binding family B member 2 (gene apbb2a). The transcript is spliced from 15 exons. Gene Ontology annotation, molecular function: transcription factor binding; amyloid-beta binding. Gene Ontology annotation, cellular component: nucleus; cytoplasm. NCBI's taxonomy places the organism in Eukaryota, Metazoa, Chordata, Actinopteri, Perciformes, Eleginopidae. The coding region runs from base 333 to 3164 and encodes 943 amino acids. The record is from RefSeq and is a predicted model, not a curated record. Gene Ontology annotation, biological process: regulation of DNA-templated transcription.